Messenger RNA from Aspergillus mulundensis, 2868 nucleotides. Its product is annotated as ATP-binding protein. Gene Ontology annotation, cellular component: mitochondrial outer membrane. Gene Ontology annotation, molecular function: ATP hydrolysis activity; ATP binding. The coding region runs from base 1 to 2868 and encodes 955 amino acids. NCBI's taxonomy places the organism in Eukaryota, Fungi, Ascomycota, Eurotiomycetes, Eurotiales, Aspergillaceae. The record is from RefSeq and is a predicted model, not a curated record. The transcript has a single exon.
AUGCAACAGGGCAGGCAUCUUUGGUCUCUUGCACGGCCCUGUCGUUUCGUCGCGCAUCGUCGAUUUCCCGCUGUAGUCACAUCCCCGUUGCGUCGCUUCCAUCUUUCACAGAUAUGGCGAUCCUCGACACCGUCUGAUCCUAAGGAUUCUCGAGACUCAGUAUCCGGAAGUGCCCAUAACGACGUUCCGGCGCUCAAUGGGACAGCCAACCCAGCUAAUCCGGACGCCUCGAUUGGAACAGGGGAACAACCAAGCGCGAAGGAUCCGGGUCCUUAUGGGUCUCCCAUUCGGCGGGCACUGAGAAGCAGAAAGCGUUCCAGGGAAUCAAUACCCCCGACUGCUUUGAUCCCAGAUUGGUUCCGCGAGCGGAAUACGGUGCUCAACGAGAGCCGACAGGGGGAGACGCGACAGCCGGUGAACAUCCGGUCUGUCGUACAAACUGAUAAGGUCUCCGCGGAUGCGUUGUCAUCCGGAGGCAGUGGGGAGGAGCCGCCUGCAGUGGGUGGACAACCGCUUUCUGAACACCGCUACGCCUUGACCGACGCCUUAUGGGAGGAGCUGUGUGCCUCCGCUAGGGCCGGCUUACGACUACCGCCGGCGAAAUAUGCAACCGAGCCAUCUGCACUCAAAUCGCACCUCGUUCUUCAUUAUCCUGGCACCGGUGGGAUUUUGUUCCUGGACGCAGUCGUUAAGCGACUCGCCGGGGAGCUCAACACUGACUUGGUGACGCUUAAUGCUCAAGACAUCGCCCAGCUCUGCAUUGAGCAGGACUUAACAGAUACAGGUAGAACGUCGCCCAUUCGACUCCUCGGCUAUGAAGUCUUCCGACCAUCAAUCUCAGAUUCGUCACGUGAGUCCGGUGAAGGGGCGAAUGAGGAAGAUGAAGGGGAAGCGGACGGGGUGGUGCUUCCACGAUCCAUACGCGGCCCUCGUGGUCGAAUUAGCCCAAUGGGUAUUUCACAAUUUUUAACCAUUGGGAGCCCCCGCGAAUCCGGUGACAUCCCUCUCCCUAGUCUCAAGUCUCUAGUCGCAGCAUUCAGCCCAUCAGAUAGUUCGUCAGGCAGCGCAUCAUCACGGCCAUCCUUUGAUCGAUCCGAGGAGAGACGGCUCCAGCUUUUGCAUAAACUUCUUUCAGGCCCCGGGAAAUCAUCAGGACAAUCUGCUACUCCGCCCGCAGUCGACCAAGAGGCGCCUGGUGACUUUGUCAACCCACAGCCGGAGCAGGCGCGUGAUAUCAUCGUCCAGGUUCAGGACUAUGGUGAUAUACAAAGUACACGCGAGGGCGCGAGAUUCCUGAAUUUGCUACAGGAAGUAAUCCAGGAUCGGCGAAAGGACGGACACAGGGUUUUGUUCAUUGGGACUGCUGCUCAAGACGUUCCUCCGGAUUCAGAUUCUUCAAGAUUACUGCAGAAUGCGUUUGACGAUCAAUUUUCUCAAAUGGUUGUUGUCACGCCCGCCAUGAAAACUGAGGCACGAGAAAGGACAUUUGCGGAAGAUUUAAAAAAGCGGACACUAGACAUCAACAUUCGGCACAUCCAGAGCAUGCUGCGGACACGGCUUGAGGAGCAACCAUCGGCAGUUAAGGAUGAUGUCCUCCAAACUUCCUGGUCACUGGAUGCGCCUCUUCUGAAAGAGUCCGGUCUUGAUGAGCGAUAUUGGUCGUACAAUCAAGUGCACUGGGUAGCGACACUUGCUCUUGGGAGCCUUCGGCCGGAUGAGGCAUUCGGUUUCGAGCAUAUUAAGCGCGGGCUUGAAAUGUUACAGAAGACAGAGCAUAUCAGAGACGAGUGGCUGCAAGAACGAUCGCCCAAGGUGAAGUCCGCGGGAACGGAGAACAACCGAGAGCGUCUUAUCUCGUCUCUGCGUAAAACUUGCAAUUCCCAUGAGAAGAAGCUGCUGAAUGGUGUCGUGGACGCAAAAAGUAUUCGCACCACUUUCGCUGAUGUGCACGUACCACCCGAAACGAUUGACGCCUUGAAAACCCUCACCUCCCUGUCACUUAUCCGUCCCGAGGCUUUUACCUAUGGUGUGCUAGCUACUGAUAAGAUACCGGGCUUGCUUCUCUACGGACCCCCAGGCACCGGUAAGACUCUACUUGCUAAGGCCGUGGCGCGCGAAAGUGGUGCUACUGUGCUCGAAGUCAGCGGGUCCGAGGUGUACGACAUGUACGUGGGCGAAGGAGAGAAAAAUGUCAAGGCCAUUUUCACUCUGGCCAGGAAACUCAAUCCAUGCGUCGUUUUCAUAGAUGAGGCAGACGCCAUCUUCUGUUCCCGUACCGGGGCCAGCAGUCGCACGUCCCAUCGGGAACUGAUCAACCAGUUCUUGCGGGAAUGGGAUGGGAUGAACGACCUUUCAACGUUUAUCAUGGUCGCCACAAACAGACCUUUCGAUUUGGACGAUGCGGUUCUCCGUCGUCUCCCCAGGCGACUACUUGUGGACCUUCCUAUAGAGCAAGACCGUCUGGCCAUCCUAAAGAUCCACCUCAAGGAAGAAGCCCUGGAUGCCUCUGUCGAUCUUGCAGAACUGGCCCGUCGCACUCCACUAUAUUCCGGUUCUGAUUUGAAGAACCUGUGCGUAGCGGCCGCUUUGGCUUGCGUACGUGAAGAGAACGCGUUGGCACAGCAGCAUACGGGCGAUGAGCCCUACCAAUAUCCUGCAAGGCGAACGCUGACAUGGGCACAUUUCACCCGCGGCAUGGAAGAGAUCAGCGCGUCCAUCAGCGAAGAUAUGUCGUCCCUUUCGGCAAUCCGUAAGUUCGACGAGCAAUACGGAGACCGCAAAGGUCGGCGCAAGAAGAGCCCUGGGUGGGGAUUCACAACGCCUGUCGGUGACGCAGUCGGAGCAGAUACCGCACGGGUUCGAACAUGA